UCUGGUGUAGUAUUUCCGCGCGUCUUCAUUUAAUAUAAAGAAUAUGCGCCCGGAAAAGCGGCGAAUGUGAACCGGGUGUUAACAAGUCAGCUGCGGUUAUUUUUGACACUUGCAACAGAUAAACUGUCGCUUUGCAGCUCAACCUACCUUGAAAGCAGUCCGUAAUACGUCAAAGGAAGCGACAUCGCAACCAAUGGUGUUCCACUAAUGAAGUGACGUACUGCUCUUUGUCACGCCUUGAUCCUUCAACUGACCAAUCACAGAAAGUUUUUGAAACCAAGGUUCCUAUUCGCCUUCGGAUCAGCCGCUUCACGAAGAUGACCACGGUGGGCUAGUCAGACUUAAACAAGGAAACGCGGAUGUAUUUAAAUGAACCUUUUUCUAACUUUUUCAUCUAACUUUGCAUAGUAAAACCGUACUAUAGCCGCGUAAGGCAGCCUUUAAGAUGGCUUUCCGGGCCGGCGAGUGGCAUGCCGGAGGCAGGUCUAUAUGCUUCCUUAUUCUGCUGAACGUCGUGUUGUUCUCAGCUGGAGUUACAGCAACUCAAGAAGAGAAUAAAGUCCUCGCCAAUGAAGAACAGCCCGUGGAGCUCCAGAAGGCAUCCACCGGUCAUGCACCCGGCCCGGCGAUCAGUGAAACGGAGCCCAAUAAAGGAAACAUGGGUUUCAUUCAUGCUUUCGUGGCAGCUAUUUCUGUCAUUAUCGUCUCGGAAUUGGGAGACAAGACGUUCUUCAUCGCAGCCAUCAUGGCCAUGCGCUACAAUCGUCUCACGGUUUUGGUGGGAGCCAUGUUGGCUUUAGGACUCAUGACGUGCCUGUCAGUCCUGUUUGGUUAUGCCACCACCAUUAUCCCACGUAUCUACACCUACUACAUAUCAACCGCGCUGUUUGCCAUCUUUGGUUUGAGAAUGCUGAGAGAGGGGAUGAGGAUGAGUCCUGAUGAAGGUCAGGAGGAGCUGGAGGAGGUUCAAGCCGAUAUAAAGAAGAAAGACGAGGAGCUUCAACGCUAUAAGAUGGCCAACGGCGCAUCCGAUGUGGAAGCGGGUGCGACCAUGUUGCCUCAGAGGAAGUGGCACAGCGUGAUUUCACCCAUAUUCAUACAGGCGCUCACACUAACUUUCCUUGCUGAGUGGGGUGACCGUUCUCAGCUCGCCACCAUUGUGCUGGCUGCAAGAGAGGAUCCAUGUGGAGUAGCAGUUGGUGGAACAUUGGGACACUGCCUGUGUACAGGAUUGGCUGUGAUUGGAGGAAGGAUGGUAGCUCAGAAGAUCUCUGUCAGAACCGUUACAAUAAUCGGAGGGAUCGUGUUCCUGGCCUUUGCGUUCUCCGCCCUCUUUAUCAACCCAGACUCUGGAUUCUGAUUUUGAAGUGACGUUUGGUAUUCUUUUGUACAUACAAUCACGACAGUACAAGCCCAGACGAGUUGGUUUAAAGAGAUACUGUGAAUCGUGGAUGGCUUGUUUUGGGUGUGUGGUUUAUUUGUGUGAGUGAAACUAUGAAUGAAUGAGGACAAUUCACAGCUCAUGACAUAAUGAGCGUUUCAUUUUGGCUUAAUCCUUUAAUUGUUUUCUCUUUACUUUCAACCAGACCCAAUCUUCUGUUUUUAGACAUUCACCAUGUUUCUCCAGUAUGCCACUAAACAGUUUAAUUGAACUUGCUCAGAUCAUGUCAUGGUCCAGAGUGAUAUUUUAAUUAACAAUGAACCAUUUUUCUAUAUCAUUUUACACUGAUUAAAUGGUGCAUUAUGGGUAAAUCCUGUCCCUUUGGACUUGAGUGAUCCAGUCCAUCGUAUUCUCAUUUCAAGAACGGCUGUAAAACUAAGGCUAGAACAGCCACAAAAAGCAGCCCUUCAUCUUUCACAGCAGUCAAUCUCAGGAGAAUUUAGUAAUAAAACACCCACAAGAUCUUCAUCAAUUACAAACAAUGACAUGAAGAUUUGCAGCUUUUAACCAGAAGUCCACAUUUGUGUAAUUUUAGACCCUCUAUAGCAUGGGAUGUUUAGAAUGAUUUGACUUGUAAGAUGUUUUCACAAAUUCCCUCAAAAUAUGUCUAAUCUUGAUUAGUUUUGCCUUUUCUAAGCAGAUUUUAUUUAUUGGGUUACACUUUAUGAUAAGGUUACAUUCGCUAACAUUAAUGCCUAAUGUGUCAUGAACAAUCAAUGACCAUUGUUUUAAAGCAUUUAUUAACUCGCUUGUUUGUACAUUAACUUGAAAUGUGAAGUGAGAAGUAUUAGCAGAUGUAAAUAUACAGAAAUCCUGUACAGCUAUAGUUCUUUAUUGUAUUGCAUUAAUUAAUGUUAACGAAUUGAACCUUAUUGUAAAAUGUUAGCAUUUAUUCUAUUAUUUCCUUUCAGGCACAAAAACCUGAUUUUGUCAAAGUUGAAGAUUUUUAUUUGUUUGUAAAUCAAAGGGGGUGAUGUGCUGGUUUUUUGUAACAUUGUCAGGGUGACUUUGUCAAUAUUUGACAGCGGUUCCUCAACUUAGGAAAACCCGUUGAAGAGGAAUUAAUGACAAAACCAUGAUUCCUGUAAAUAUUGAAUAAAAAUGUAAGCCAGUCUCUA
Molecule: messenger RNA, 2559 nt
Organism: Triplophysa dalaica
Lineage: Eukaryota; Metazoa; Chordata; Actinopteri; Cypriniformes; Nemacheilidae
Gene: tmem165
Product: transmembrane protein 165
Exons: 6
Coding region: 446-1360 (304 amino acids)
Biological process (GO): manganese ion transmembrane transport; Golgi calcium ion transport; Golgi calcium ion homeostasis
Cellular component (GO): Golgi apparatus
Molecular function (GO): manganese ion transmembrane transporter activity; calcium ion transmembrane transporter activity
Source: RefSeq, a predicted model, not a curated record